Molecule: messenger RNA, 1825 nt
Organism: Micromonas pusilla CCMP1545
Lineage: Eukaryota; Viridiplantae; Chlorophyta; Mamiellophyceae; Mamiellales; Mamiellaceae
Exons: 2
Coding region: 22-1743 (573 amino acids)
Source: RefSeq, a predicted model, not a curated record
GCGCGCGUCGCCGCGGUCGCCAUGUCGUGGUUCCAGGGCAUCUUCCAGAACUGUUCGUCCUCGGGCGUGGACGCGGACGACUACACCGAGUCAUCGCUCGCGUCGUCGCCGGCGUCGACCCCGUGCGCGUCGCCCGCGAGAGCGCGUUCCGCGGGAGGGGCGAAUCGCGAGGGGGGGCUCCUCCCGCAUCAUCAUCAACGACUGGGCGCGUCGUCCCCGAACGGCGGCGGGAGCCCGCCGGUGCGCGUCGGCGGCUCGCGCGGCGUCGGCGAGACGCGAGACGUCGACGCGCACGCGCGCACCGCGCACGCGGCGGAGAUCUCCAAGCUUCGCCGCGCGCUGGAGGCGAAGACGCUCGAGCUGUUCCGCGUGCAGGACGAGCUCGAGGAAAAGGACGCGCGGCUGCGUCGCGCGGAGCUGGCCCUGGACGCGAGGGGGCUCGAGCGCGGCGGACGCAACGCGGGCGGGUUCCACGGCGACCUCCUCGACGCGGACGGCGGCGGCGCGGAGAUGGACGUCGCGCUUCUCGUGGAGCGCCUCGCGGAGAGCGACGCGCGGAGAGACGCGGCGAUCGAGGAGGUGGCGGAGGGCGAGCGCGCGAUGGAGGCGCUGUCGCGAGAGUUCGCGCGUGCGCUGGAGCAGACGCGCGCGACGCAGCUGAAGCUCAUGCGCGAGCUCAGCGCGCACAAGACGAGGAUGGAGGCGGACGCGCGCGAGGUGGAGGCGGAGGCGACGACCGCGUAUUGGGCGUUGCGCGGGGUCACGGACGACGCGCGACAGAGGGAAGCGCAGGCGGCGCGUUUUGACGAGGAUACAAACGUCGGGGACGUCGUCGUCGCGGAGGCGGAGGCGGAGGCGGAGGCGUCGCGCGAGCGCGCUUCGCCCUCGUCGCCAACGUCGGCGCCGUCGGUCGCCGCGGCGUCGCCGGCGGCGGUCGCGGUACCGGUACCGUCGACGUCGCCGCGCGUCGAGUCCGCGCUGCUCAGGCGCGUUCUAUACGCUGGGUCCAUCGCUUUCAAUCCCGACACACCUCGACGCCUUUCAACUCCAACUGACGCCUUUCAACUCCACCCCGACGUUCGCUCGUAUAGAGCGGCGCUGACCAAGGCGGAGGAGGCGCGCACGGAUCGCGACGCGCUCGCGGCGGAGAACGCCGCGUUACGAGACGAGAUGGAGCGUCUGCGCGCGGACAUGGAGACGUCCGCGGCGGCGUCCGUCGCCGUGGAAGAUGGAACGUCAACCGUCGCCGGCGCGACGGCGGCUCCCGCGUCCCCGGCGAGGGAGCGGCGCGGGUUCGGCGAGCCGUCGUCGCCGUCGUCGUCGCCGGCGCCGUCGCCGUCGCCGGCGCGGCGGGUGUCGUUCGCGUCGUCGCCGCCUCCAUCUUCGUCGUCCGCGACGCCAUCCCCGGUGUCUUUCUCAUCGUCGUCGUCGCCGCCGAGCCGUCCGACCGCGCGCGGGACCGGCGACCCCGGGGGUGGAAGAGAUGAUGAUGAUGCGCCGGUAAAAGUCCUUAAGGAUCGGCGUUCACCACGCCAACGCGAUCGUAUGGGAACCAGUGUGAGCGCGAGCGCCGCGAGGAAGGAGAGCGCGGCGUCCAAGGCGGCGUUCGUCCCUCCGGGGUCGUUUUCCCCCGCCAAGGCGAAGCUCGCGACGCUGCUCGCGGAGAUGGACGCGAUGCAGCGGCAGAUGGACGCGCUGAGGAGCCCCGGCGGGAGCGCGUUCGCGCCGACGACCCCCGGGUAGGUAGCCCGCGCCGCGCGCGUGAGAAAAAAGAGUCGGUCCGAGAAGAGUCCAGUCUUCUCCAAAAAACUGAGCCCAUAACCUU